UCGUAUAAAGAAGGGUGCUCUGGGUGCUCACACAAACCCCUGCUUAGGGUGUGUGCCUUUGGUUUCUACAGCCAUUCAGAGUUUAAGGUUCCUGAGCACAACUAGAUCGCUUUGAAGGGUCUGGAGAUUGUGGAAACAUGGCCAGGCAUCUCACGUUGUGUUUCAUUUUGCUGGUCAUACUGAUUGACAAGAGUGAAGCCUGUUUCUGUGACCACUACCCAUGGACUCACUGGUCCAGCUGUUCUAAGUCCUGCAAUUCUGGAACCCAGAGCAGACAGAGACAAAUAGUAGUGGAUGGUUACUAUUGGGAAAAUGGAUGUGAUGAGCUUUGUACCAAGCGGGAGACCAGACAGUGCAACAUGCAGACAUGUCCCAUCAACUGUGCCCUAGGAGACUAUGGGACAUGGUCAGACUGUGACCCUUGUACUGAAAAACAGGUUAAAGUUAAAUCUGUCCUGCGCCCAAGUCAGUUUGGGGGGCAACCAUGCACAGAGCCCCUGGUGACCUUUCAACCGUGUGUCCCCUCCAAGCUCUGCAAAAUUGAAGAGACUGACUGCAAGAAUAAAUUCCUCUGUGACAGUGGGCGCUGUAUUCCCAACAAGUUACAAUGCAAUGGAGAGAAUGACUGUGGAGACAAUUCAGACGAAAGGAACUGUGGGAGCACAAAGAAAGUGUGCACACGGAUAUACAUUCCCAUCCCUAGCGUGCAGCUGAUGGGCACUGGGUUUCAUUUCUGGUCAGGAGAGCCCAGAGGAGAAGUCCUUGAUAACUCUUUCACUGGAGGAAUAUGUAAACUCGUCAAGAGCAGUCGAGCCAGUAAUCCAUACCGUGUUGCAGCCAAUCUGGAAAAUGUCAACUUUGAGGUACAAACUAUAGAAGAUGACUUGAAAACAGAAUUCUACAAGGAUUUAACCUCUUUUGAAAAUAAAAAGGAAACCACUGAUUCAUUCAGUGGUAUGACAGAUUCUUCCUAUAGAGGAUUUUUCUAUUCCUCAGAGGAACGUAGAAGUUUCAAAUAUAGCUCUGCCUUCCAAAAAGUCAUUAAAGCCUCCCACAAGAAGGAUUCUAGCUUUAUCAGGAUCCAUAAACUGAUAAAAGUCUUAAACUUCACAAUGAAAGCGACAGACCUGCAGCUUUCAGAUGUCUUCCUGAAAUCCCUUGUCCACCUGCCUUUAGACUACAACUCUGCUGUGUACGGCCAGAUAUUUGAUGACUUCGGGACCCACUACUUCACCUCGGGCUCCCUGGGGGGCAAGUAUGACCUUUUCUACCAAUUCAGCCGCCAGGAGCUACAGAACUCAGGUUUAACAAAAGAAGAAGCUCAAAACUGUGUCCUCUAUGAAACAAAGAAACGGUAUGUCUUUGUUAAAAAAACACACAAGGAAGAAAAGUGCACUACAAACAAGCUGUCUGAAAAAUACGAAGGUUCCUUUUUGCAGGGAUCAGAGAAAUCCAUUUCCCUGGUCCUGGGCGGGAGGAGUCAGGAGGCAGCAGCCUUGGCAUGGGAGAAGGGCACCUCUGGUCCAGAGGAGAAGGUCUACUCUGAGUGGUUAGAAUCGGUGAAGGAAAACCCUGCUGUGGUUGAUUAUGAGCUUGCCCCGAUCACAGACUUGGUCAGAAACAUCCCGUGUGCAGUGACAAAACGGAACAACCUCAGGAGAGCGCUUCUAGAGUAUGCAGCCAAGUUUGACUCUUGCCAGUGUGCGCCAUGUCCCAAUAACGCCCGCGCCAGGCUCUCAGGCACCGAAUGCCUGUGUGUGUGCCAGAGCGGCACCUACGGUGAGAACUGCGAGCACAGGUCCCCGGAUUACAAAUCUGAUGCAGUAGAUGGAAAUUGGGGCUGCUGGUCUUCCUGGAGUGCAUGCAAUGCUGCUUAUAGGAGAUCAAGAACCCGAGAGUGUAAUAACCCUGCGCCACAGCGAGGAGGAAAAAGCUGUGAUGGCAUGAAUAAGCAAGAAGAAGACUGUACAUUCUCAAUAAUGGAAAAUGUUGGACAACCAUGUAUCAAUGAUGAUGAAGAAAUGAAAGAGGUAGACCUUGCUGGGUCAGAAUCAGAUUCAGGGUGUCCUCAACCACCUCUCCCGGAAAAUGCAUUUAUCUGGAAUGAGAAGAAAGUGUACUCAGUUGGGGAGGAUGUUGAAAUUUCAUGUCUUACUGGCUUCACAGCUGUUGGAUUCCAGUACUUCAGAUGUUUACCAGACAGAACCUGGAGGCAAGGAGACGUGGAAUGCCAACGGACUGCGUGCCUCAAGCCCGUUGUUCAGGAUGUCCUGACCGUCUCCCCCUUUAAGAGAGUGUAUCAGAUUGGGGAAUCCAUUGAGCUGAAAUGCCCCAGAGGUUUUGUUGUUGCUGGACCAUCAAGGUAUACAUGCAAGGAAGACUCCUGGACACCUCCCAUUUCAAGUUCAUUGACCUGUGAGCAAGAUAUUCUGACAAAGCCAAAGGGCCUUUGUCCACUGGGACAAAAACAAUCUGGAUCCGAGUGUAUUUGUAUGUCCCCAGAAGAAGACUGUAGCGGUUAUUCAGAAGAUCUCUGUAUAUUUGAUGAGGGAUCCAGCCAGUACUUCACUUCAUCCGCUUGCAAAUUUUUGGCUGGAAAAUGUUUAAGCAACAGCCAGUCCCACUUUGUCCAUUCUGGUUCCUGCCAAGAAGGCCCACAGUUAGAAUGGGGCCUUGAGAGGCUAAAACUCGCAGCGAAUAGCACAAAGAGAGUGCCCUGUGGAUACAACACCUGCUAUGACUGGGAAAAUUGUUCAGCCCACACUUCCAACUGUGUCUGCCUGUUGCCCCCACGGUGCUCCAAGGAUGAAAACCAACUCUACUGUGCCAAAAUAGGGUCAUCGAUGCUUAGGAAAACAGUAAACCUCUGUGUGAUGGGAGCUGUGAGGUGUGCAAACAUAAAGGUGGAAAUACUGAAUCCUGGGAGGUGCCCGGAUUAGCGUUGCUAGCGAUAAGAGAAUUUACUAUUCAAAAACAAUGGACAGGAAGUGAGGAAACUGAAUGGAUGGGAACACAUAUGUAUAAUGACACAUAUGUUCAGGAAUGUCAUAAUAAAAACCUAUUACUUUGUAUAAUAACCUAAAAAAAAUUGUAAGCCAUUAUACAUAGAGUA
Molecule: messenger RNA, 3112 nt
Organism: Mus pahari (shrew mouse)
Lineage: Eukaryota; Metazoa; Chordata; Mammalia; Rodentia; Muridae
Gene: C6
Product: complement C6
Exons: 18
Coding region: 138-2939 (933 amino acids)
Biological process (GO): immune response
Cellular component (GO): membrane attack complex
Molecular function (GO): protein binding
Source: RefSeq, a predicted model, not a curated record